AGUCAGGAGUCUGCAGCUGCUUCCCUCCAUGUCAUCGUGCUGCGCAUUUCUGCUCAGAGAGAGAAGAGAAGAGUCAUCGUCCACUCAGCUCCUGUUGUUUUCUGCAGGUUUUCUGAUCAUCAGUCAUGAACCCAGAUCUUCAUCCAGAUCUCACCAUCGUCCUGCUUGGAAAAGCAGGAGUUGGUAAAAGUGCUUCAGGAAACACCAUCCUGGGACGACCAGCGUUUAAGUCAAAGCCUGCCUUGAAAUCAGUUACAGAAGAAAUCUCUGAACAAAAAGGAAAUGUCUUCGGGAAACAGAUCUCAGUGGUCGACACUCCGGGAAUAUUAGACAGCAAAGACACGGAGGAGAAGAUCAAAAGCUGGUGUCAGGAGCUCCUGCAGUCGUCCAGACGUUGUCUGUUUCUGGUGGUGCUCAGAGUUGGACGGUUCACAAAGGAGGAACAGAAGGCUGUGAAGGCGGCUAUGAGAGUCCUCGGGUCCCGGGGGUUGAAAGAGACUUACCUGCUCUUCACCGGAGGUGAUGCUCUAAAAGACAAGUCAUUGGAGGAUUUUAUCAUUAAAGAUGAAGAUACACUUCCAGAUGUUGUUAAAAUGUUUGCGGGGGCGUAUCACCUCUUCAACAAUGAGGAUGACGAUGAAGAACAAGUCAGAGAGUUGCUGCUGAAGUCAGGCCAUCUCGAAACCCAGCAACAACCUGAUCCACCAGCUGAUGUUUCCAGAGACAGGAGGGUCGUGCUGUUCGGUCGACCUGGAGCUGGAAAAAGUGCAUCAGGAAACACCAUCCUGGGAUCAGAUCAGUUCAGAUCAGCCGGUGGUUUUGAUUCAGUCAGUACUGAGACGGUCUCUAAAUCAGCCGUGGUGGAAGGUCGUAAGGUCACAGUGGUCGACACUCCAGGAUUCACUGAUGAAGUUCUGACUCCUGAACAACUGUGCCUGGAGAUCAUGAAGUCGAUAGUUGAGGCCAGUCCAGGACCACAUGCCCUCGUCAUCGUUGUCAGAAUAGGCAGAAUCACCAAAGCAGACGUCACACUGUUUGAGCUACUUCUUAAACUGUUUGAUGGUGAAGCUGAUAGGUACUCCAUGGUGCUGUUCACUCAUGGAGAUCAGCUAAAAGGCCAGAGCAUUGAGGAUGAGAUAAAGUCCAACACACUCGUGUCAGAACUGGUCUCCAUGUGUGGUGGUAGAUACUGUGUGUUUCACAACGGAGCCAAAAGAAGCAGAGAGCAGGUUAGAAACCUCCUGAAUCAAAUAGAUGAGAUGGUCACAGAGAAUGGUGGAGAACACUACACAGAUGAGAUGUUCAGGAUGGCCCAGACGUUCUUUAAAGAAGAAAUGAACCGGUCAGGCGGCGGUGAUGACAAAGUAAAAGAAAGGAACCGGUCAGACAGCAGUGGUGACAAAGUAAAAGAAAGGAACCGGUCAGACAGCAGUGGUGACAAAGUAAAAGAAAGGAACCGGUCAGACAGCAGUGGUGACAAAGUAAAAGAAAGGAACCGGUCAGACAGCAGUGGUGACAAAGUAAAAGAAAGGAACCGGUCAGACAGCAGUGGUGACAAAGUAAAAGAAAGGAACCGGUCAGACAGCAGUGGUGACAAAGUAAAAGAAAGGAACCGGUCAGACAGCAGUGGUGACAAAGUAAAAGAAAGGAACCGGUCAGGCGGCGGCGGUGACAAAGUAAAAGAAAGGAACCGGUCAGGCGGCGGCGGUGACAAAGUAAAAGAAAGGAACCGGUCAGGCGGCGGCGGUGACAAAGUAAAAGAAAGGAACCGAUGA
Molecule: messenger RNA, 1775 nt
Organism: Sebastes umbrosus (honeycomb rockfish)
Lineage: Eukaryota; Metazoa; Chordata; Actinopteri; Perciformes; Sebastidae
Product: GTPase IMAP family member 8-like
Exons: 5
Coding region: 126-1775 (549 amino acids)
Molecular function (GO): GTP binding
Source: RefSeq, a predicted model, not a curated record